Messenger RNA from Lycium barbarum (goji berry), 3726 nucleotides. RefSeq lists its product as uncharacterized. Bases 1 to 3726 code for a protein of 1241 amino acids. Lineage: Eukaryota; Viridiplantae; Streptophyta; Magnoliopsida; Solanales; Solanaceae. The transcript is spliced from 5 exons. The record is from RefSeq and is a predicted model, not a curated record. Gene Ontology annotation, molecular function: nucleic acid binding; RNA-DNA hybrid ribonuclease activity.
AUGGGUGCUUUUGACAGACUCAAACAAAUCAAGAUGGCUUACAAACUCGAUUUUGUUGUUGUGUUUGAACCCUUUUGUAGAAAUACCAUGAUUAAUAAGUUCAAAACAAGAUUGGGGUAUCAAUUCUGUUACUCUAACUGCAACAACCAAAUCUGGAUUUUUUGUGAUCACAACUAUGAAUGUAGCAUUUUGGAAGACAAGGAGCAAUAUGUUACCUGUAGCAUCAAAUAUCAAGAAGAUACUAUUCUUUUACCUGUGGUCUAUGCUAAGUGUGAUGAGCAACUCAGAGAAACUUUGUGGGAUGACCUUAGACUAAUUGCUAACAAUUCAAACUCUCCUUGGAUGGUGGUAGGUGACUUCAAUUGUAUUCUUGUCCCAGAAGAAAAGAAAGGAGGUACAAUUCAUAGAAUGAGCAAAAGUAUGCCUUUGCUCAAUUUUAUGAUGGACUGUUCACUCGUAGAUGCUGGAUAUAUUGGAUCUACUUAUACUUGGUGUAACGGAAGAGGACCAAGGCAUAGGGUCUGGGAAAGACUUGAUAGAGCCUUAACCAACCAACUAUGGAACCACAAAUUCCCCUACACCACCGUCACUCAUCUAGUCAGAAUUGACUCUGACCAUGCCCCUCUAAUGUUGGAAAUCUCACACUCUCAGGCUAACUACAAGAAAUACUUCAAGUUCUUAAACUUGUGGACAGAAGAGCCUGAUUUUUUGGAUAUUGUAAAGGAUGCAUGGGCUAUUGAAACUGUUGGAACUCCUAUGUGGAAGUUUCACUUGAAACUUAAGAAUACUUGCAAAAAGCUCUCUGAAUGGUCCAGAAAUACUCUGGGUAAUAUCUUUGAAACCACCAAAAAGAUGGAACCUAGGAUUUCUCAACUGGAAGAAGUCUGCUUAAGAGAUAAUUUUGAGGAAAAUAGGAUGGCUUAUAAUAAUGCUAAUGCAUUACUGAUCCAACAUGUGAAGAAGGAAGAAGCCUUUUGGAGGCAAAAAGCUGGACUUAAAUGGAUUACUGAUGGAGAUGCUAAUACCAAGUUCUUUCACUCCGUCAUCAACACUAAGAGAAGAAAGAUGCACAUGAACAAGAUCAAGAAAGAUAAUGAUACCUGGAUUGAAGGGGAGGAUAAUAUUGCCUCAGAAGCUGUCAAAUUCUUUGAAGAUCAAUUUACCUUUCAAGAUGUGGAUGAUGGCCCCGCUGUUCUGAAUUGUCUUCCACGAGUUAUUAAUGAUGAGGAUAACAAUAUGCUGAAUGAUAGACCUACUCUUGAAGAGCUGAAGAACGUUGUUUUCUCUCUUAGCACAGACACUGCCCCUGGACCGGACGGUAAUCAGCUCCCCAGAUCAUUCACACAUAGCUUUCUGAUUUUGAUUCCCAAAACCAACAAUCCACAAAAGUUCACUGAAUACAGACCAAUCAGCCUGAGCAAUUUCAGCUGCAAAAUAAUCUCCAAACUUCUCAACACUAGGCUCUCUAAGGAGCUUGUUCAUAACAUCAAAAAGCCUAAUGUAAAUUGCAAUGUUAUCAUGAAAUUGGGUAUGACAAAAGCUUUUGAUAGAAUGUCUUGGAAAUUUCUUGGUAGAGGCAUAAAACAAGGUGAUCCCCUUUCCCCAUCCCUUUUUAUUAUAGGUGCUGAACUUCUUACUCGACUAAUGGAUCAAUUAAAAAAUGAAAGCUUUAUUCACUACUCUGUUGAUAAGAAACGCCCGGUCAUUACGCACCUCAGUUAUGCAGAUGAUACUAUUUUGUUUUCUUCUGGUGACUAUCUUUCUCUGAUGGCCAUGAUGAACAAGCUCCAAAUUUAUGAAAAAUGUUCUGGACAACUAGUAAACAAGAGUAAAUCUUGUUUUCUAGUAACUCCAAAAACCAACUACUCCACCAUUCAAGACAUCAAAGUUGCUGCUAGAAUUCAAUCCUGGCAUGGUAAGCUUCUUUCCUUUGGGGGUAGAGCAGUAUUGAUCAAAUCAGUGCUACACUCUCUCCUAGUACACCUGCUCUCUGUAGUGAAACCUCCCCAAACCAUCAUUUCUCUUAUUGAGAAAUACAUUGCUAAUUUUUUCUGGGGUGACAAUGCUGGUAAGAAUAAAUAUCACUGGAAAGCUUGGAAGGAUCUUUGCUUUCCUAAAGAAGAAGGUGGGGUUGGUUUCAGAUCCAUUCAAGAUAUGUGCUUGACUGCUAGUGCUAAGGUUUGGUGGAACUUCAGAACUAGACCUUCUCUUCUAAGGGAUUUCAUGGAAGCUAAAUACUGUCCAAGGGCACAUCCCGUCUCUAAGAAAUGGGCCCCUGGACAGUCCCAUAUCUGGAAAAGAAUGGUCGAAAUUAGAAGAUAUUGUGAGCACAACAUCAACUGGAAAGUGGGUAAAGGAAAUCUUUCCUUUUGGUGGGACAACUGGACUGGAAAUGGCCCUUUAGCCCAGCUCAUCCAUCAAGGUUACAAGUCCAAAAAGAUCAAAGUUUCAGACUAUAUCAUCGAUGGAGAAUGGAACACUGACAAGCUCCUCAAUUUAGAUCCUAACUCUAUGAUCAUGGACAUCAAGAAUAUUAAGAUUUAUAAUGAUGGCAUUGACUUUCCUACUUGGACUCCUGAUCAUAACGGGAUCUUCACUUGUAAAUCUGCUUGGAAAUCACUGAGAUUGACUAGGGCUAAUACUAUAACUGCUGCUAACUGUCGGCAUCCUAAGCUACCCUUUAAGGUUUCAUUUUUUAUGUCUAGGAUGUUAGAAAAUAAAAUCCCAACCGAUACUGCUCUUCACGGAUUCAAUAUUUGUGGUCCUUCCGGAUGUUAUUGUUGCAACACUCACAAGAUUGAGAAAACUAAUCAUCUUUUCAGAGAUAGUGAGCUAGCCAAUGAUAUAUGGAAUUUUUUUGGUGCUAGCUGUGGUAUUAUCUCCACUGCCAGAGAUAUUAGGGUGACUGUUAUGAACUGGUGGCUUCAGAGGUCUAAAAACAAAGUCCAUGCUAUGCUCCUCAAAUGCCUCCCAACUAUUAUUUGUUGGGAAAUAUGGAAAGCAAGGUGUACUUACAGAUAUGAAGGCAUCAAAUACACUCAGAGAAGGAUCAUUGAUCAAAUUACUUACCUUGCCAGAGUGAUAAUUAAUCUUCAGUUUACUUCACUGAAUCUUGAGGGCCCCUGGCAUAACUACUGCCAUAUAAUCGAAAAUCUUAAGCCUAAAAUCAAUAUUAAAUGUAUAAAAUGGAUCAAACCUGACUCACCUUUGCUUAAAUUAAAUACAGAUGGAUGCAGCAAAGGCAACCCGGGCAGCUCAGGAGGAGGAGGAAUACUUAGAGAUGAGAUCGGACAUUUCCUGAUGGCUUUCUCUGCCUACUAUGGACAGUGCAACAACAAUAUUGCUGAGACAAAAACUAUCUUGAUGGGGCUGAAGUGGUGCAUCGACCGGGGUUACCAAAACAUCAACAUCGAAUCAGACUCUAAACUGAUUAUUGGCAUGAUCAAUGGUGACAUUCGCAUUGCUUGGCAAGUCAAAGAUCUCAUUCAACAAAUCGACAUGAUCAAAAAUCAAGGCAAUAUUAAUUUCAAACACUGCUUUCGCGAAGCUAACACAGUUGCAGACUACUUAGCUAACCACGCAGAAGAGACCAAACAAGAACAAUUCUUCAUAGAUGAUUUAACCCUCCCCACAAGAGCUAAAUCACUAUUGAAGAAUGAUUUUGAAGGAAGACCCUCUUUCCGGAUCAAAGCUAGAACAAAUCAAUAUGAAAUCCCUCAUGAUUAG